Molecule: messenger RNA, 1063 nt
Organism: Biomphalaria glabrata
Lineage: Eukaryota; Metazoa; Mollusca; Gastropoda; Planorbidae
Product: coiled-coil domain-containing protein 153-like
Exons: 6
Coding region: 95-694 (199 amino acids)
Source: RefSeq, a predicted model, not a curated record
AAUAUUCUAUGCGGAAUAAUUUACGACGCCAUCAUUAUUAUUAGCUUCUGUAGCAACCAACUUCAAGAAAGGGAAGAAACGAAAAAUAUCGAAAAUGCCACCAAAAAAGAAAAAAGGAAAGGGAAAGAAAAAGGCAUCCAAAAAGGAUGAUGCAAAACUAGAGUUGGAAGAUAGUUAUAAACGAACAUUAGAUGAAAUAGCUGCACUGAAGGAUCACCUUGCUGUUCGCAGGGACUUGACAAGAAGAGCACAGUCAGCCAGCUUAGACAUUACAAAGAGAAUGGAGGAGACAGAAAGACUUUUAAAAGAACACAAGGAAGAUCAAAAAGAUAUUAAUGCAGACAUGACUAGGCAGUACAAAACUAUGCAGACAGAGAUGGGUCUUCGAAUACAUCAACUUGAGACAGAGCUUGGACGCACUAGAACUCAGCUAAGUGCUACUGAGGCAGAACUGAAAAAAAGUUAUGAAGAUCGCAAGAAAAUGAUAGAUGAGAAAGAUAAUAUCAUUAAAGAUUUAAAAUUGAAAAUAGAUUCCAUGGAGAAAGCUUAUGAUAAUGUUUUAAGGGAAGCUCUUGACAACUUGAUAAUAAAAUUGGAUGCUGCAAAACUUUUAUGGGACCAACACUCAUCUUUGAUACAAUCUAAAAAUAAACAAACAUUGUUGGAGUUUGGUUUGAACCCUCAGGAUAUAUAAAUCUACUCUGAGGUCAUUUUGAUACUUGGAUGCUAAAUAAUCAAAGCUACUCAUACAUUGAGAUGACACUGAUGUUCAAGAAAUUAAACAAGCCAUUAAACAUCAAAUUCUUUUGAAUACUAUUUUAUUGCCAUUUCUCUAUUCAGCUUGCAAAUUCUUCAUCAGUAAACUAUGGGCAGAACCUGAAACUUGGACACAGAUCUCCAAAACCACUAUAACAAAUUUCCCUAGAAAGCAGCUUUAAGCAUGAAGGAGUUAAGCUGUUACAUUAUGUACUAUAAUGCCUGUAAUUUAAGCCAUAAAAUGUUAUUUAUUGUAAUCUGUUAUUGUAAAUACUAAAAAAUAAAAUAAAAAUUAGAAUACAUGUGA